This is a messenger RNA of Penicillium alfredii, 2316 nucleotides long. RefSeq lists its product as uncharacterized. Lineage: Eukaryota; Fungi; Ascomycota; Eurotiomycetes; Eurotiales; Aspergillaceae. The record is from RefSeq and is a predicted model, not a curated record. The coding region runs from base 1 to 2316 and encodes 771 amino acids. The transcript has a single exon.
AUGGCCCCUAUUCCCCGGGCCGACUUGGAUGUGGACAAUCCCUCCUCCGACGUGGGUGACAGUCAGGACUCUCCGCUGCGCCGACAAUUCUCCGAACCUUUCCGCCCCCAGUCUACUUCCACUCAGAUAUCCCAAUCACCAGAGCCUCUGGCCCAGAGAUUGAAAUGCUCAUGGUGUGGGAAACUCCUGGAUUUCCCAGAUGAUGACACUCUCACUGAAGAAGAUGUUUUAAAUGCUCACGUCGCGUCGGCUCACCCAAAGACUCUCCGCUUCUCGGACUAUGAAGGCGUCGAGGAAAGCGAUGCAGAGAAUGGUGACCUUCAUGAAGAAGAUGUCGCUGAUGAAGACAUCGGUGACGAAGAAAUCGCCGACGAAGAGCUCACCAAUGGGGCAACAAAGCCCGAGGAGGGUGACCCCGACGAAGAAGAGGAAGAGGUUGCUACCGCAUUGGCUAAUGGCGACCACAUCGAUGGCGUCAAUAGUGAAGGCAAGCCGGCCGUCAGUGCCAAGGCCAGCCAGGAGACUCGAGAAAAGCUCGAUCAGCUGGAAUGGCUCGCCAACCCACGAACUUCCUACCCGGAGGAGUAUCGCCAGCGCGUGUCGGACUGGCGGGAUGCCGAUGUGAAGGAGCGCCUCGCUCAGCACUGGAAUGUUCACGACGUCGAACAAUUUUCCCCCCAGUACGAAGAGGAACGGGCCAAGCUGGAAAUUAGAUGGCAGCAGGCUUUCGGCGACUCCAAGUCCCGAAAGCGAGAGGCACCGGAGCUGAUUACACGGCCUGAACCAUACAAGAAGACAAAGGUCGAGAAAUCCCAGUUUCUUGAACUGAGUUCAUAUGAACCUCUGAUUGAAUUGCUCCGAAAGCCCGAGAAUCUCACGGCCACUGAGCUUUAUGCAGCCACCGAGGCAGCAGGGUUCGCUUUGAAAGUUGUCCAGCAAGAAUGGAUGGCUCUUGAUAAGCUUGAGGACCUGGCGAGCCGGCAUGUUCGAGAGCCAUUCCCGCAAGAUGCCAAGCGAUCGUUCCUCAUGGGGAACAAGAAGAAAGAUGGACGCCCGGUGGCCGAGGUCCCGGAGCAUGACCGUGACUUUGAGGACCGGAAGGAGGCUAUGCUGUACGGCUACAAGCAUACUUAUUUCCAGGGAAACACCUCCACCGCUAGUGUUUGGGCCCCACAAGAUGCGUUUGUUCAAGGAGGUCUUGCUCCGACCCCUGCGCAAGCCCGAAAGAUGGCUGCCAAGGCAGACCCCGACAACCGCAACCCUGAUGGCUGGCCCACCAUCACUAAGAACGGAGUGGAACAUGUCCCCAGGCUGUGGGAACCUCACAAAGAGCCUCUUCUCCCCAAGUUCACCCGCAAGCGCAAGGCCGCUGAGGUUGAAGCCGCUGCCAAGCCCGAUGAUACCGAAGAAACGCAAGAAGAGACCGGUGACGAAACCGAGGCGGAGAGCCACCCUGCGAAGCGGCGCACGCGGGGUCGUGGCGGCAGACGUGCUCCAGCAAUCGAGACUUCCCAGGGUGAUGCUCUUUCCGUUACCUCUCGUCGGGGCGUUGGCCGCGGCCGCGGUCGUGGUCGAGGUCGUGGUCUGGCACGCGUAUCAUCUCGUGCAUCUCUGGAAGCCUCAUCGGAACCUGUUCAGACUUCUACUUCUACGCGCGGCCGAGGUGGUCGGCGCGGUGCUAGCACCACGGCUGGCUCGACGGCCCAACCCAACCAAUCGACAGGCGAAACGACUUUUGCCACCAUUUCUCCCAACCCCACAGCGAGUCCCGCUGCGGCACCUGCAAGGAGGGAGACCACCGAGUCGAUUGCGGAAGCUCGACGCUUGAAGAUUCUCAACUCCAAGAACCCCAAGCGCACCAAGGCCAUGCUUGACCACUGGGACCGUUUUAACCGUGAAGGACGCAUCCGCAACCCCAAGCGAUCCAAGGCCCAGAUUGAAACUGACCGCGUUCACGACGAGACCAAGAGAGCCCACGAACCUCCCAAGCCCAGUGGUCGCCGCAAGAAGUCCCCUUCUCUUGCUCCGAUCCCCAGUGGAAACCUUGCACCAAAGGCACCCAGCACCAUCCCUACUCUGCCGAGCCCACAGCACAUGGGCCCAACCCUGCCCCCUAUGGGAAUCCCUCACUACCCUACUGCAUUUACUGCUCCUCCGCCUCCGCCUCCUCCCGUCUCGCAACUUGGCCAAGCCAUUCAACCUCAGUUUGCGCCCUUCCCCUACGUCCCCUACACUCUGCCGCCUCUUUCAGCUCCCCAGGGACCCCCAGGACCCCCAGGUCCUCCUGGCCCUCCGCACGACCCCCACCGCCGAUAA